AUGACAAACAAUACUGAACACGCCACCUGGACGGUCUCAGCUACCUCUUGUAUUACUUACACAAGAGAUACUGUCACUUUUAAAGCUGCUUGGUCUCUCAAACCCACUGGCAAUACAAAUGUAGCUACUGAGGCUCCUACUGAUACACAGCUAGAAGAAGUCAGAGGAGAGAUAGACUUGCUCCAUCAAAGUGAGGUCCAAAAUUCUGCAUUCUACGUGGAAAAAAAAUUCAUCAGGUCAGACAAUCCUGAAGAGUCAAAACGGCUUUGGGAAGCGCAAGUGUCACAAGACUUCUUACGAAGUUUUGCGAAGACAGAAAUACCUGGUCUAACAGUGGUGGUUGUGGAGGAGGAUCAAGCUCUACUUGAUCUAGUAGCAGCGGAAGCAGAUGCAGAGAAUAACAGAUAUUUUGAACAGACACAUAGUCUGAAAUGA
Tremella mesenterica DSM 1558 is the source of this 435-nucleotide messenger RNA. RefSeq lists its product as uncharacterized. The record is from RefSeq and is a predicted model, not a curated record. The coding region runs from base 1 to 435 and encodes 144 amino acids. NCBI's taxonomy places the organism in Eukaryota, Fungi, Basidiomycota, Tremellomycetes, Tremellales, Tremellaceae. The transcript has a single exon.